Rubroshorea leprosula is the source of this 1382-nucleotide messenger RNA. The record is from the annotation of a GenBank genome assembly. Lineage: Eukaryota; Viridiplantae; Streptophyta; Magnoliopsida; Malvales; Dipterocarpaceae.
CUUGUUGUUCUCCCCUUUUCUUCUCACAUCUAAACCUUUCUUUACCUUUUGGGGUUUGGCUUCUUUGUGAUUUGAUCUUUUCAGUUUCAAGUGAAAUUUCAAAGAGGGAGAUUUUGAGUUUUACAGUGCCAAAAAGGUUCUUUAGGUUUCCUCAUUUUGAGAACUUUUGCCAUGGAUGAGGAUCAUAAAAACGAGGCUGAAGUUGUUACUAGACACAAAGAUUCAUCCUCAUCGUCAGGUUCUUCCCAGGAACUCAUAUUCCUCCCAAAAAAUGUUCUGAAACACAAAAGUUAUUCCUCCUCACCCCCAAUAGACCCUCAAAGUUUUUCUUUUAUUAGCUCCCCAGAGGACUCAUUCACACAAUCACCAGAAGGCUAUGAUCCGAGUCGGAUUCCAUCAUCAAUCUUUUCCAGUAAACCUGCAAAUCCCAUGGAAUGGAGUGCUGCUUCGAAUGAAUCAUUGUUUAGUAUUCAGAUAGGAAACAACAGUUUCACGAGGGACCAUGCUUUUAUGUUGUAUAAAUCAGGGGAAUUGAUCAGGGCAGAGGAUCAGCAGGGCAAUGUACAGGGGAGUCAACUGCCGCCCGUCAACGAGACAGAGGUUAUGGCUACGGUGGGGGGUGAAAUUAAGGUAGAGAGCUUGGGAGUGACAGGAGCCCCGGUUGAUCUCCUAAAGGAAGAUUUUGGUGGACGUGAAGUUGUGGGAGAACAGGAGGUGAAAAAUGAGACCCUGGCUAUGGAGGCCUAUAAUUCAACCAUCACAUGUAUGUCUCAUCGUUCCGAUGGAACUGGGAGUAAUCACAGCGCACGUUCCUUUGCAUUCCCAGUAUUGGCACCAUCUGCAAGCGAGGAUGGAAGAAAUUAUUAUUGCUCUGUGAACGUGGGGUCAGAGAAGCAUGAUGUCCAAAGGCAGAGGAAGUCACAAGAACUACCACCAAAGCAGUCUCCAAGAGAGGAACUAGAGCAACCAAAGGCAUCAGGUCAAUGGUUUCCAAGGGCUUCAGGUCGAUGGUUUCCAAAGUUUUCUGGGCGAUGGUUUCCAAAGACUUCAGGGCGAUGGUUUUCUUGCCUUCAUUGCUGCCGAUCGCUUUUUUCAUAAUGAUUACAUUAUAUAAUCUCUCUCUAAAGAUCAUUACCUGAUCCCAUUGCUCAAAAUAUCAUAUAGUAUCUUGUGGAUCUUCCUAAAGGCAAAAGAAUACCUUUUCAAUGUUUAAAUGCAUGUAGAGUUUCAUUGAGCAUAUUUGUUUUCUUUAAUUGUACUCUAUCAUGUCAGAGGCAGGUGCCUCCGUAGUGUUAAAAAAUUGUAAUCAGAGAGGUUUCAAGGGCCAAUUAACCUGGGAGAGCUACAAUUGAAGAUCUUUAUAAUAUACAAGGUCAAUACCG